AUGGCCUUUCGACCAAACGUGCUUCUUUUGUCGGCUUCAUCCCUUGAUAACUUAUGUUUUUCUAAACUCUUGCUUAUCUCAGGCACAUCUCCACCCUUUGAUGGGGAUGCUCCUGAGAAAUCCUCUGAUGAUGAUGAGCGCCCUAUUGCUCAUGUCUUGAAAAACCCAGGUCAACCACGUUCGACAGACCCCACUGUCUCCUCUCACUCCAAAAAAUCCAAAAAACACAAACGCUCUACCGCCACAGGAUCUGAGCCGACUUCCCAUCCAUCUUCUCAACACUCCCACAAAUCCAAAAGCCAUCAGGGCCACAAAAGGAAGAAGCACGAUUCUCCCUCUAGGAGUGGUGAAACCAAGAAAAAGAGACACCAUAAAGUGCUCACUCCAGAGGCUCCUGCUUUAGAUGCCGACACUAUUAUGGUCGACACUUCCAUUCUUAACAAGGCCCUUGAUCCAGCUAUGGGGGCUUCGCAGUCGACUAGCACCCCCGCUGUUGUUGUUUUGGGGAAAGAAAAUCCAGAUGCAGUUUCCCCUGCGUCGACACAGCAGGCUGAUGCUUCUGCUGAGCCAUCUCACCCUGUCGCCGACUAUACUCCUUGGUCGCCGGCUUCUUCUCCAGCUCACCCACUACAAUCUGUCGACACCGUUGGUGAGUUCAUUGGCUUCCCUAUCCAGAUUAGUGAUAGUGACUCUAACUCAGUCACUAGUCCUGCAACAUACACGGAUUCCAGUUCGACUAGUUCUGACUCUAGUCUUUCUUCAGCUUCAUUGCUUUUGCAGGAUCCAAGGGGACCAGGGUUGGCGAUAAAGCCUUCUGCCUUAGAAGCAAUUGCUAGGAUCCGUAACCUAGUGAGAUCGCGUGAUGCUUCUUCUGACUCUGAGCAGCUUCACCAGUCUGGCAAAUUGGGUUCUGAGGCGACGAAGACCAAAGUUUUAAUGGACAAAGUUCACUUUCACGCCUUGAAUCCUGACCUCCCUUUUGUGCUCAUGCAUGAACCUGUUGUCGGUCUAGAGAUCUUGCGCGUGCUUGCCCAACUUAAAGAUCUUCAGCUCUCAGAAUAUGCCAAGCGUGCAACGGCCGCUUUAGAACAACUUCUGGUUCCCAUGUUGCGCCAUCUCGACAACGUUAGGGAAAAUGAACGCCAGAUUGCAUCUACUGAGGCCUUUGUGAAGGAAAAGUGGGAGUUGGUGAUGAAUGCCGACGCAGAGGUCACUGUCAUACGGUGA
This is a messenger RNA of Lathyrus oleraceus (garden pea), 1227 nucleotides long. Its product is annotated as suppressor protein SRP40-like. The transcript has 6 exons. The record is from RefSeq and is a predicted model, not a curated record. The coding region runs from base 1 to 1227 and encodes 408 amino acids. Lineage: Eukaryota; Viridiplantae; Streptophyta; Magnoliopsida; Fabales; Fabaceae.